AUGAAGGGGUUAUUUUCUUUCAUCGCGAAGAACCGGCCAAAGACCUUCACCGUCAGCUACUCGCCCGACUACAAGAACUUGAUCCUCAACCACGUCGCAAGCGACCCAUCGCACCCUCUCCACGAAACCCAGCUUGAGGUUACAUGUUCAGUCACCGUUGCUUCCUGCAAAGUAUGCAGACAUUCGCGCCGAGACGAGGGACAUCAUUGGGGCUUUGAUACAUGCGGUGAGGAGUGGCACUACGAGGAGCAGAAUUGAAGAACAGAAACACCCCUCGUUGAAGCCAAUGCAAAAUCGUCCGCCAUGGAAUCCUCGUGUUGAGGCACAACGGUCACAAGUUCGCAGAAUGGGUCGCUCGCCAAACCCACGCGCAGGGUAACAACUAUCUCUCAAGUCACAUAGAAGCUGUCAAGGUUGGUUCCAACUCAUGGCUGCUCAAAGCCUUGUAUGCAUGAUACAGAUGUUGCGACGGUUCGUGACAAUCAGGUAACAGUUUCAUUAGACGUCUCCGGUCUAAGCAGAAGAGUGUUUACCUUAAUUUGCGCAUUGGCUAUUUUCCCAAAUCACAUCUAGGCUUUUCAUUCUCCGAUUCUCUUGCAGGAUUUACAACUAGAUAAGCCGCGCAUCUAAAGUUCAGUCGCAGCCGAACAAGCGCCAGCUCUUAGCCGUAUCGCAAAACUCGAUGUGCACUCGCCACGCCAGUAUUUGUCCAAUGAACCAUAGCGCAAAGACUACUAUUGUCAGUAGUACACAAAUACAUGCACUGCGAAAAGAGAAUGCCUCAGUCCACCGGUCUUCUUCUCUGUAUUACAUAGGCACCUUAUAAACAAGUGUAGCAUUUUCUUUCC
This is a messenger RNA of Pyrenophora tritici-repentis Pt-1C-BFP, 848 nucleotides long. NCBI's taxonomy places the organism in Eukaryota, Fungi, Ascomycota, Dothideomycetes, Pleosporales, Pleosporaceae. The record is from RefSeq and is a predicted model, not a curated record.